Messenger RNA from Orbicella faveolata, 4498 nucleotides. Its product is annotated as protein patched homolog 1-like. Gene Ontology annotation, cellular component: plasma membrane. The record is from RefSeq and is a predicted model, not a curated record. Gene Ontology annotation, biological process: negative regulation of smoothened signaling pathway. NCBI's taxonomy places the organism in Eukaryota, Metazoa, Cnidaria, Anthozoa, Scleractinia, Merulinidae. Gene Ontology annotation, molecular function: hedgehog receptor activity; hedgehog family protein binding; smoothened binding.
UCGCUUUCGUGUGGCACGGAAAACAUUUUGAAAACGGAGCAUUCCGAAAAUGGCGUCACGAUAAUCGGGGUUUCCUCGACCGAGUUUACCUCAGACACAAAUCCUAAAAGACUGGUGAUUGUUGCGUUUUUAAAUUCCUCCGGCGUAGUGUGGACGGAAAGCAUUUGAUGCGUUUUCAGAGUAAAACCUCCGAUUUUAAACUCCUCCGGUGUAGUGUGGACGAGGCCUUAAAACAAAAGAAGUAGGUACAUACACUGAGAGAGCGAAUGAAAUUGUAGGUUUUGAAGAGGUGCGCGGCUUCUGAAUACAGUAACAUUGUAUGACAGUAACAUUGUAUGACAAUUGAUUUUCUCUCAAUCUUUUUCUUUCUCUUUAGCUUGCUAUUGUGGUUGUGUUCAACUGUCUUGCCGUAAUUGUGAUCUUCCCUUCAAUGAUUGCGAUCGACAAAAACAGAAGAAGUCGCGGCUGUGACCUGCUUUGCUGUUGCAAAAGAAACACAAGAAUUGAAUCUCUAGACCCGAGAAGUUCAAGAACAUCAGAAAGUGAUAGUAGUUUCCUACAGGUGAAGAAUCGGUACCGACCUAGUCCUCCAUCGGAACAUAAUUCCAGUGACUCUGUCAUAAUCCCAGGAAAUGUCGAGGCAACUGCUUUAAAGACAGUACAUUCCUCAAGUGUGGUAACAUUUGAGGUAUCUGCAGCGUCCGAGUGGAGCCUUCACAAGGCACCUCGUUCCAGGAGAGACAGGCAAAUUGAAGAUCCAAGUGACCUUGAAUUACCAGCUGUGGGUAGUAUUCCCAACAGUGGUGGAGUAGACACUUCCAAAAGCGGGGCGGGCGCUUUAGCAAAUGUUACGGAAACUCAGACAGAAAUAGAACAAGGCAGGCGAGAUCCUGGCAACACAAGACUUUGUUAUCAAAGCCAAAGGACUACGAGAUCUUCAAAAAUUUACCCCGAACAAAGUGCGAGUGGAAAUAAUUUUUGUAAACAAUCAGAAGCUUGGACUGAGGGAAGACAUAACAGUCAUGGCUGCACGAGUCGUCCAGCCACUGCUGUAGGUUCAUCAUCCCGAGAUGACAGAGACGCGCGGACCCAGCAGUCCACUGAUGCGCCAAAGAAGGUUACGUUUACGUUACCGGCUAAACCUGCUUCAGCAGGAAAAACUGCUGUGGUUAUGGAUGAUGCUUCUUCCUUGAGAACAUUAAGUUCACACUCGAGAUCGUCGCCAGGCGUGGAGUCAAUGAGCAGGAUUUCUACAUCACAAAGCAUGCAAGAGUGUGACUCAGAGUCUGAAUGCUGGUGCAGUUUUCUUAAGACAAAGCUUCAAUGGCUCUCACUGGCAUACUUUGCAAGACGUUACUAUGGUGUGUGGUUGCAAAAAAUGCCUGUCAAGGUUGUUGUGAUAAUAUUUUUCCUCAGUCUCCUCGCCGUUGGAAUUUACGGCGCACUCCAAGUUGAAAGUGGCCUGGACCUCACAGAUGUUGUACCAAGAAAAGGCGUGGAAUACAAAUUUGUCGAGGCUAGGCUCAAAUAUUUUUCGUUUUAUCCAGUGGCGCUCGUUACACAAGACUUCGACUACGCUAAUCAGCAGAAGAAAUUGUUGUCCUACUAUAAUGAGUUUAAAAACAUUUUCAAUAUAACUGGAAUUCCAGGCUCAAAAGAAAGUCCCAAGUUUUGGUUGACGUCCUUUAGAGAAUGGCUAAAUGAUACUCAAGUAUCAUUUGAUCAGGACUGGGCCAAUAAUUCUAUCACAUACGCCGGCUGGUACGACAAUGCGACGAGCACUGGUGUUAUUGCCUACAAAUUACUCUCACAGAAUGACAACUCAGACAAAAUUGAUAAAUCAAAGGUUCGAAACUAUAAACUUGUCAGCGAUGAUGGAAUUAUUCGUCCAGAAAUAUUUUACAAAGCUCUGACAACUUGGACCAAUGAAGACUUCUUGGGGUACCAAUUCUCACAAGCCGUCAUCAAACCAAAGACAGUCAACUGGACAAACAUCAAAAACAAACAAAAUGACAAGGCAAUGAAAGUGCCCACUGCCAAACCAAUCACAUUUGCGAAUAACAACUUUAAUGUUAUUGGCCUUAACGAAACCAAGGAUUUUGUGAAACUGAUUGAGGCCGUUCGAAAGAUCUGUGACAAGUACUCAGACGACGGAUUACCCAACUACCCUAGUGGUGUGCCCUUCACGUUUUGGGAGCAGUACAUCUGGCUGAGAAGGCAAAUGUUGAUCGCGAUUUCUAUUUCAUUGGCGGUGAGCUUCGUUGUCAUGGUGAUCAUUCUGUUCAACAUCCGGGCAGCUGCUGUUAUUGUUCUUGUCCCGACAAUGAUCAUAGUGGAAGUGUAUGGCUUUAUGGGUCUCGCUGGUAUAAAAGUCAGUGCUUUUCCUGCAGUUAGAGUUAUUUUGUUCGUUGGAGUCGGUAUGGAAUUCACUGUACACAUGUCUAUGGCAUUUUUCCACGCCCUUGGCGACAGAAACCGAAGAAUGCAAAAGGCAAUAGAACACGCUUUUGCUCCGACUGUGAAUGGUGCUAUUUCUUCUUUACUAAGUGUUGUGGUACUAGCAGGAUCCCAAUUCUAUUUUGUAUUCAGAUACUUUUUUAUCCUCCAUGUGGCCUUGGUACUGAUCAGCACAUUGAAUGGCGUGGUGUUUUUACCUGUUGUUUUGUCCUUAGCCGGUCCAGGGCCAGUGGUAACAGAAAUCCCUACGCCGGCCAUCACCCCAAAUCCGCUCGCCAUUCAGAACCCCUCUGCGGUUAGGUAUGUUUAUAAUGAAGCGGAACUGAACACUGUUAAAGAGGUAAACAAUAAGUCAAAUGAUCAUGGAGCCGAUCUGGAAAGAACCAACGAAAACGGGGCUAAAGUGGAGUUAUCCGAUAAUGAACCGCGGAGCUCAGACAUGACGACGGGCGAGGGGCUACGCCCAUUUGUACUGGCUUGGACGUGAUGAAGGAGGCUUUGUGAAGAUUAAUCGUUCAUAAGUACGAACACCGGAAAGAGGUUGCUGGCCAUGCCUCACUUGACAUGACAGACAUCCUCGUCCCAGUGCCCCUCCUCAGAUCGAACCGAGAGCUCUGAAGAAGACUACGCCCAAAGAUAUAAAGUAUUGGUCAGCUUUUCAUAACAGGGCUAAAUAAAACCUUACUCGUCUAAAUUCAGAAGAUAUUUAGUUCUGUUGAUAUCUAACAAUUUCUUUUUAAAGCAAAGUGCGAUUGUAGUUCUUUCAAGUUUCUUCAAGUACAACAUGGGGAUUUUUUAAUAAGGACGCGAAAUGGAAGUUUCAAGGUACUAUUUUCAAGGUGGCGGCCAUACAUAUUUCAUGAGAAAAACCCUUUUUACACAAAUAACUUACCCAUGAUUGUACUUUGCCUUUUCAUGUUUAUCACUAACUCCCUAUUCUGCAGUCUUCUUUUUCUUUCGCGUUGUAAUUUAAAAGAUAUUCUAAAUUCGUCGUAUUUAUAUCACAUCGAUUAGCGGUUAAGUUUUAUGAUGGAUGCAGGACAUCCAUGGCAUGUUUAUCAUGUGUGUAUAUUUAUCUAAAGAUGAUUACUUUCGUAUUUUGAAACGUUAUCGUGUAUGAUUUACAAAAAUAUAAUCUAGAGUGUAAAUAUACAAGAGAAAGAAGUUUAUCUAACCGCCAGUUCAUUGAUAUAUAUUGAGAAUAAUAGCCCUUGUGUAUGUUGACAUCAAACAAGCUAAUUUCUCCACUAAGCUUUGCGUUUGAAAAUUCAAAUUGUAAAUUUUAUCGUGAACCAAUAGGCCAUUUUCGAGUUUCCUUGUGCCUCUGUUUCAAAACGAGUCUUCGUUCAAAACCUUUCUUAUGAAAAUGAGGUUGAUUUGCAUGAAAAUAAAGCUGUGCGUUGAACAAAUUUGAUAUAAAUGGUUUCGCACGAACUGAGACUUGUUUUGACAGAGGCAAAACUGAGACAUCUCGGAAAUAGCCUAUUCCCAAAGCAGCAAAGAUGAAAAAGAUAACGCUCGUAAAAACAACACGAAGGAGCCAGAGGUUUUAGAAAAUUUCGCUCAAACAAGGCUUGGUGGUGAAUUUUGAGCUUGUGAUGUUAUCACGCAUAAGACCUACUCGGAUGACAAAGAAUUCAUUAUUUCGUUUAUGAAAUGUUCCAUUAGAAUGUUAAUAUUUUCAAGGGAGAUAGCAAUCAUCUAUCGUUUUGCCUUAUGUAGAUGUAGAUAAUAUUUCAUCAGUUUAGGAUGUAGUCAGUUUUGUCAAGAAAGAAAAUAGUAUUGGUUUGUAAAAACGCUGAAGGCAAACACUUAAUUUAAGUUGUGUUUUAUCAUUAGACUACAAGUCACUUUCUUUUCUUUUCACGUGUAGGCAGAAAUUUAUCGUUUUCCUUGCCUUUCCAUUUUUCUCUUACUUUCUGCUCUCGGAAAAGUGAUAAACUAUUUGUGGUCUAUGUUGUUACAAGAUGUGGCUUCCAAAGCCUACAUUUAAGAUUUGUUAAUGUAACAGAGAAAAUAAAGGACAAAUUUUACGAAAGAA